Messenger RNA from Gambusia affinis (western mosquitofish), 9294 nucleotides. RefSeq names its product CDP-L-ribitol pyrophosphorylase A (gene crppa). The record is from RefSeq and is a predicted model, not a curated record. Gene Ontology annotation, cellular component: cytosol. The transcript is spliced from 10 exons. Gene Ontology annotation, molecular function: D-ribitol-5-phosphate cytidylyltransferase activity. The coding region runs from base 150 to 1481 and encodes 443 amino acids. Gene Ontology annotation, biological process: protein O-linked glycosylation via mannose; isoprenoid biosynthetic process. Lineage: Eukaryota; Metazoa; Chordata; Actinopteri; Cyprinodontiformes; Poeciliidae.
AUUGCAGCGUUAGCUUCACAUCGCGGUUAUAUUCGCAGCUUCUCCAUCCACGCUACCUCAGUGCCAGACAUCCUGCCCGUCGGUCAGGAAUGUGCAGGUUUUGGAGAAACCUCCUUUGACACCCCUUUUACACCUCCAACCGUAAACAGAUGGAGGUCAGUCCCGUUUAUAUGCAGAGUGAUGACAGUGAACAGGACAGGCCCGCUUAUCCCCGGGUUUUCCCAACAGGCGAAGCCCGGAAGAGCGACCACCUUAAGGCGGGACUCUGCGUGGACUUCCCGGUGUCGGUGGUUCUUCCGGCCGGCGGCACCGGAGAGAGAACCGGACUGCAAACACCAAAACAGUUCUGUCCGUUUCUGGGUAGACCGCUCAUAAGCUACACUGUAGAGUCCUUUGAGAGGGUGUCGUGGAUCCAAACCAUUGUGGUUGUUGUUGCGAAGGAAAACAUUGGCUUGAUGAUGGACAUCAUCCAACGGUUCCAGCACCAGAAGGUCCUAGUGGCACCCGGCGGCUCAACUCGUCACAGGUCCAUCUGCAAUGGAGUCGCAGCUCUGGGGGAGCAGCGGAGGCCGGCGGCCCACAAACCCAAGGUGGUCAUCAUACACGACGCUGUCCGCCCGUUUGUGGACGAGGACUUCCUGCACAAGAUAGCGAUGGCUGCCAAGGAGCAAGGAGCAGCUGGAGCUAUCAGACCACUUGUUUCCACUGUGAUCGCCACAACGUCGGAGGGAUACCUGGACCAUUCGCUAGAGCGAGCCAAGUACAGGGCCAGCGAAAUGCCUCAGGGGUUCACAUAUGAUGUAAUCUGUGAGGCCUACCAGAAGUGCAGCGAGUCAGACUUCGAGUUCGGUACCGAGUGUCUCCAUCUUGCUCUACAGUACUGCGGCACCAAUGCCAAACUCAUCGAUGGUCCGCCAACCUUGUGGAAGGUGACCUAUAAAUGGGAUUUGGCUGCUGCAGAGUCCAUCAUCAAAGAGACUUUGUCACAGUCAGCUUGCCUUAUAACCGGGGGAUUGGAAGCUGCUGUGGCUCUGGCCAAUGUUCUCCAAAAAGCUUUUGGAGCUCUGAAUAUGGAGCUGAACGUCACGCCAGAUCUGAUGGGAGACAACGCCAGGCAUCUGCUGGAAAACUGGAACUUCAUUAAGGUUUCUGUCGAUCCAUUUUGCCCUUCAGAAGUGGAGGCCAUAAUUGAGGCGUUAGAGGCAGAAAACCGAGCUCUUCUCAACCCAGCAGUGAUCAUCUGGAUGCAUUUGAGUGUCACAGAGGAGCCAUCUACCAUCAGGAGAGCGACGGAGUCUGCUGCUCUGACAGACCUGGCCUCAGCUGCUAGGCCCCGAAAUAUUCUUCUCUAUGGCAUCCGGCUUCAUCAGCCCGAGGACUCAGAGCAGUGCGACAGGUCGGCUUCACGAGUCGCUGACAUCGCAUCGGCCUUGAUUCGGGACAGGAACCCUGCCUUUGUGGGGCAACUCCUGCAGGCGUGAAGAGAAGUGACAUCAACAAAACAAUCAUCGCUCAGGAAGACUGAAACUGGAUUAUUUAUGCUGUCUGUUAGAGUCUCUAAUCCUGCAGCAGUCUUAAAAGAAGUUGUAUUUCUAAUGUGCAUAUUGAAAGAAAUCUUGACUUUUACAGCAAACUGUGAUAAACUGAGUCCUACAUUUCCCACAAUGCUUCUCUGAGCUGUUGUUAAGAUGCUUUCUCUGUUGCGUAAUUCUGAACUGAUGUAUUGCAGUUUUUACUGAAAUGUGAUUUCAUGCAGUUGGAUCUGCUGUUGGGGUUCCAAAGAGAAAAUAACAUUUAAAAAAUAUCUUAUUUACAGUAAUUCUGAAAUAUUUCCUUAUUUUUCUUAAUCAGCAGAUUUUAAAAAAUUUAUCAGAACUUCAUCCUCUACUUCCUUAGAAAUCAAAGUGUGAAAGUUGUGCAGUUAUGUCUCUUCUGCUAAAGCUAAAGGCAUAUUUGGCUUCACAGAGAUCCUUAAUGACCUCACAACGCAAUUAAUGACUGAGUUUUGAAAUCCCUGUUUGUUACGUUUUCUUCUUUCUGUUAUUUUAAUUGUUGUCGUUUUGUUGGUCCUCAAUUUUUACAAACUUAUUAAGAUAUUCAUGAGCUUUUGCUGAAUCCGAGGAAACGUCUUGAUCUGUGUGAAUGUGAACCAGGGACUUCAAUAUUAAAAAUACAUAAAUGUAAGAACUACUAGAUUUGAAACAUAGUGCUGCAUUUCAGUUUUUAUAUACAGAAAUGUUAUGUUAUAGCUCACACAUAAUCAUUGAGAAGAUUCUGGUAUUAAUAGCUAUUUUUAAUUGUAUAACCAGCAAAAAUCAAGCUCUAAAAUAACAUCAUGUGAUGCACCUCAAAGAUUUGAAACAUACUUCUGUAAUAAUUUUAACCUUUAGUAUUGUUUAAAAAAACGUGAGCCAGGAGCAAAUCAAACACGAACAUGAUUUUAUUUUUAUUGUGACUCUUUUUGAGAUAAAAUAAGGCAUUAGUUUGCUCCUUCAUACAGAGUUUAAUAUUUUCAGCAGCUGAUUUGGGUGCUGGCACCGACUGCAGCAGAAUGGUGUGCAUGGAGUCAGAGUUGAAAUCAACUGCAGUGUGUUCAUUGUGAUGAAGGCGCUUGUUAUCACUCGAUACAGCGACGCGGCUCUGAUGUGUUUUUAAUGCGUUCUGGAGAGAAACAGAACCGUUUGGUACUGACAAAUGGCAAAUAUGUCGAGCUCUGGCAGAGAAGUCAUUGUUUUAUUCUUCUAUUUUUUGGAUCUACUUGAAGCCUGAUUGUUCAUUCACAGGGAAAAUAAUCAUGGAUGCAAGAUGGGGGGAUUUGAUCUAGUUUAUGUAAGAAGCUCCAUUGGAUAAAGCUGGACUGCCACACAGCAUAAAAUGAGACGUAUUAAUGUAAUUCUUCAGAUUUCAGAUUUUAUUUUCUAUGCGUUUCUGAGACUCGUUUUGCCUCUUGUUGAUUCAGUUCUCCUACGAACCAGCAAGCAGCACAAUUAAUUACUGACAGUUUUUAAAUUUUGACUUUAGGUGCUUAUUUUAUGGUGUCCAAACCUUUUGUGACAUGGGUAAUGUGAGAAGAUAAUAAAAAUUACAAGAAUAAAGCCGUAUGAGAAUAAAGUCAUAAUAUUACCGGUAUAAAAUGGCAAUAUUAUGACUUUAUUCUGGUAUUAUUAUGACUUUAUUCUGGUAUUAUUAUGACUUUAUUCUUGCACAAGUAUAUGCCAGGUUAAGAGGGAAACCAAUAAAACACAAGAGAACUGGACCUCACUUGCUUCCUUCUGCAAAAAGGAGCAACAAAACGUUAAAAGCAGCUCUGAAGAAAAACAAAUAUUGUAAAAAAUGUUUUUGUUUUUCAUUCGGGAGUCAGUCAGGGAGAUUGACACUAUCUACUUUAAAGCUGGGGUUUAAGUCUUUCCUCCUUGAUAAAGCUUGACGUUAGGGGCGGCUGGUGUGAGUCAUGCCUUUAGAAAAGCUGCUAUAGGCGUAGCUGCUGCAGGGCCGGAUGCACUGAGCGCCUUUUCAUCACGUCUCCCUUUUAUUCCUGGUGUUAAUGCAUGCCAUUAUUGCUGCUUUGUGUUUCUUCUUUCUCUCGGCAGGUAUUUUUUGCCAGCAGCGUCUGUUUUUGCCUCAGUCUCCUUCCUGUGCUCUCCACCCCCAGCCGGUCACGGCAGACCCAAAACUGAGCCUUGUUCUGCUGGAGGUUUCGUUAAUGUGUGUAAAAAUUCAUAUUUUACAUGUUUUUGUAUUUCUAUUUGGUUCUCUACUGCUUCUAAAAACAAGGGGAAAAAAAGCACACAAAAAAAAUCACCCAGCUCUUUUUUUGGAAAUGUUAAUUGUAUUUUUUUUUUUUUUUUUGUUUUGUGUUUUUUUGGCAUUUGGAAAAUGAACCAUUUCAAAAACCUUCAUACAUUUGCCAGUUGCCUAGCAACUCCAGUGGCUUUCCGCUUGUCACCUAGCAACCUAAGCUGAGCUCCUGUACAUUUGGUCAGCUGGUUUUUCUGCUUAAUGCACUGUAAGAUGACUGCUGGAAAAGAAAUGUGUUUAAUCAGUGAGUAACCAUCCAGAAACCAUCUGCUGCAUUCUUGUUGGUUGUGCAGGAGGCCCUACUUCUGCUUUUCAAAGAUGUACUGUUGUAUAAUUGCAAAUAUUUUCUCACAUUUUUGUGUGUAAACGUCAAGCUGGGAGGGGAGAGGCCAGCAACAGCUUAUUUGGAUUUAAAGUGACAAAAGGCUCUACAACGACUCAUUCUCAAUGGUUUUGUGUGCUAACCUGUUCAGUAAAAUAUAAUAGUUGUCUGAAAAGAAGAAGCAAUAUUCACAUAGGAGACUUUGGCCUUGUUUACAUAACAAUGAUCCAACAAAAAUUUAGUUUUUAUUUUGUUUCUGUUAACACAUUUAUAUGAAGACAUUCUAAUUACAAUCUUUGUUUACACAGUAACGGUGCACAUCGAAAAGGUGUAAUGUUCUCGCCACGCCACUAGUCGGUGCUAGGUUCUUUGAAGCUAAAUGCGCAUGUGCUUAAAAAAAAAAAAAAAAAAAGUUCUUGAAAGCUCGUCGAUUCGCGUUUCCCCAUCAAGUACCGUUCCCCCAGAUACUGGGGGAAAAUACGCACUACGUGCGUCUGAUUAGGGCGCAGUAUGUAAAAAAAAAAAAGUGGGAUAACUUUGCUGAAACACGUUGUUUGAGCUUCCACGGUGUCCGUAGUUCUCUAGAUAAGAGCGCUUAAAAAGAGAGUGUUUGUUAUGAGCGCUGAACAAGCACAGGUGUAUUUGCCACCUGGGCGGUGCGGAGUGGUGAAAAGACGCUGAGGGAACCGUAUCUGAUGGGGAAACACGAAUUAUAGAAAUGCCGGUAGUUGUUUCUUCUUCUUCUGUGGAUUGUAGGAAGCAGCUAUGUUUUGCGUCAUACUAUGCAUGAGCUAGGGACUCCCUGACAGACAAGAUCCAUUUACUCUGUUUACAAGACACCGGACACCGGUACGUUUCAGAACCAUUGCACUCUGGAACCCGUUUUCAAUCUGUGCUGUUGUCAGAGAAAACAUUCGGUGGCUUCAUGUAAAUGUACACUACAAACACAACAAAACUAGAAAGUGUCGCGUUAACAGGGCUUGGCGUCCAUGAGGACCUAGAAGGUUUCGUGGAUUUUGCUACAUUUCAGCUCGUCUCAAUUUAGUUUUCUUCUAAAUCCGAUUGAAACCCAAUGAGCAUAAACCAACAUCUCACAUGUUUACAGUAAUCACCCUAAAUAUUAAAACCAGCUGCCAGUUAGCAUGUAGGUCCCCAAAUCCGCAGCCAAAACACCUGUGAGGCAUCGAGCCCUGGACUCCAGCAGACCUCCAUCAGACUAGAGUUUUAUCAGCAAAUCCUGUAACUUCUGCAAUGGGGCCUUCAUGGCUCUGUCCUGUUUUUCCAACACAUACCAGAGGCGCUUGAUCAGACGGGGAUCUGGAGACCAAAGGCCAAAGAAACUCUUUGAAUGCUCCGUUAUUUUCCUACAUCCUUCUUUUUAGCUUAUGAAUAAUACUUUUUACUACUUUUGUGUUACCCUGGUGUGCUCUGCAACAUUUUGUUGACUGAUUUCUUGCCACGGCUCAUCUUCAAGCUCAAACUCUCUUCCAGGUUAUGACAUAUUUACACACACAACUCUUUCUCUGUUGAUCCGUGAACUUCUGGUUCUUCACUUUCACAGACCAACAGCUUCCAGCAUAGUGUUAGAAAUUAUUGAAACUGCCAGGAUUUAUAAUUCAGAGAUAUUUCACUGGUACAAAUGGACAUAAAACGACUGCAUGUGGGAAUACAGUCUCAAAGCGUGUUGUAAAAACAUGAAAAACAAGCGAUCAUCGACUUUAGCAGGCAGUAGGUUCAUGUUAAAGGCGCUGACAAGACAUUCAUACAAGUUGAACUUUUCCGUACAUAAUUUUAUGUUUGUUAUUUUAUCUGUAUGCAUAAUUGAGAAUUGUGAUUUGAAAUUUGACUUUCCACUCUGGCAUUUUGUGUCCUGAGCUCUACUAAAAGCUGAACCGAACUACUGCCUAUGUGAACAUAUUUAAUUUCUAUGUAUUUGGUGACACCUGGUGGAUAGAUUGGAUAUGACUGGGUAGGUACUGCCUCAACUUGUCUUUUUUGUAGUUCUUUGAGGUGUGGCGGACAUUUUGGAUGUAGUUUCUGCUAAGAGAAGAUUUUCUGAAGACCAUUUUAAAAAUGUCUUGCAGUUAUGAGAGAAAAACUAAUUUAUGAGACUAAACAUUACAAUUUAACUGAUCCUUUCUGACUCAGGUUGGUUAACUUCUAACAGUUGUUUUCUUGGAUGCAAGAUGUAAAAAUGAAAAUAUUGGUCACAAAAUAAAUAAAAGAAAGUCCUAAAAAUGAUCUGAAACAGUAAGCUUAGGUUUUUCUAACAUAAAGAUCUAGAAUUUUCUUGAGCCUCUCACUGACAUCUGAUGCUGUUAUGAUGUUUUAAUGAGUAUUCUGCUGCUCUAUUAUGAAAUUGAAUAUAAUUUCAGAUUGUUAUAUAAUUUGUAACUCUGGCAACAGAUGGUUUAACUCUGCUCUUCAUAGUUGCUGUAAUGGGCUCUGACGUAGCCAAGCUGCUAACCCAAGUGAGAAAUUAUGGCUGCUGCGCUUCUGGCAUCGCUGCCAUUCUUAAUGCAGACCGAGACCAACACCAGAUCUCACAGUUUCGUUCUCUGCAGGUCUUCCUUCGAGCCGCAACGUUGAGCUCAUCCCAAACCGUCUCACUGUUUUUUCCCCACACAAGACAUUUUGAGAUGCCUUGAACCUAAAUUUAGGUUAAUCUUAGCUGAAAGAAUCCCAGACAUGAAUCUUAGACAAAGUUUCAUGCCUACUUUUGUCAGACUUGGGGCUCUAAAACAGAAACCACAAGGAAAAAAAAUAGUACUUUUUCCUAGAGACCAGAAAACAAACAGAGAGGGGAAGUCGGAGCAGCUGGCUGAGCAAAUGAAGAGUUGUGAUGCCAAGAUGCCAAGUGCAAUAAUGCUGGCAAUAAUACAGGAGGGAAAAUGUUCAUAAAUUUGGCCUUGUUAGGUCAAUGCAAACCCAAAAUAUCUCCUGAUGUGCCUGGAUUAAAAUUAAACAUCUGUAAGAUGCUGUGGCAAAGAGUACAUUUAGACUAGCGUUCACUGGGACAGCUGUUGGAUUUUAUUUCUAAAUUUGCAGGACUUCAGGGUUGUGUUUUUUUUUCUUUUGCUGACUGUCCCUGAAUCGGAGUCUGUUGACAACAGCGCCAUCUGGUGAAACUUUCUAACCAGUCGAAUUGUAAAACGGAAGAAAAGGGGAAAUAUUUACAGAAAUCUGAAAUGCUUUUACAAAAAACUUUGCUGCUCUACAGCUUCGGGCUCUGUAGUGAAGAAAAAUCUCAUGUGAUGUUGGUUUUUAGGAAACUACAUUUGACAGGCUCAUGUUACUAAUUCUGCACACCCUCUGACUCAGACUGAGAGAAUCUGCAGCUGUUUUCUCUGCUUUCUGAAAUGUUUUUGCUGUUUCAAGAUAAUACUGCUUCUCUGCAACCAAAUCCUGUUGACUCAGCUGCUGGUGCAUCACUCAACCCCACCCUGGUGGAUCUCUAUUUAAACCAAAAAUGUUAAGAGAAGUUGCCAAUAUUUCAUUAUUUGGAUCCCAGAAUGCUGUAAAAAAUAAAACCUGAGCAGAUAUAAGCUGCUAUUUUCUGUUUCCCGUUGAUGUAUUAUUUUGCAAAUAAAAAACAGACAUGUGAGACAUAAAUUUUGCCAGUAGAGGACAGCACAAACAAGAGUAGGAGAAUACAAAAAUUAAAUAAAUGGAUUGGACUAAAUGAAAUUAAAGUCGGGAUUUUUGAGAAAAACAUUACACAUAUAACAUUAAUUAAACAACUCAGAUGAAGACUGUACACAUAUGGAAACAAAUUAAUACAGCAUUUUGCAGUCUUUGUGAAAAAAAAGUUUGUAAAUCAUGUAUUAUUUUCCUUUCACUGCAUUAAUAUGAGCUGUGAAUAUUCUAAAGUUUGUAUUUGUAUUUUGAUGAAAUCAAUGUCUAAAAAAAAUGCAGCGUAUUUCAUAUCGAGUUGGCUGGGGUGAUAUACAACCUCCAAGGGACAAGUGCUGCGAAUUAGCUGUUGCUAUUGCACUAUGACGCACACAUGGGACUGCUGUUUUGUUCAGUUUGUCUAUGACGCUGUGUGUCUGUCCCUAUCAAAUAAACUAAUUAAAUUAAAUGGGUGGAUGGACAAUCUACUAACUAUGGUUACUUGACCUUUUUCUCAUUUUCUCACAAUAUAUCUACACUCUACAUUGUAUCUCAUUUUGUGAUAAACCAACACAUUAUAGUGCAUAAUGUGGGUGCAAAAUGAUUUUCAAGUAACCCGAAACAUGUGGCAUCCUUUUGUAUUAAAGAGUGAGUAUUAUGUAAAAACUGAGUUUCUGCCUCAGAGAAUUUCCACUCCUCCCCUCCAGACUAGCGGCAGCAGUAAUUAGCAAACACUUUGCGCCUGCGUACAAACUAUUUCUCAGUCCAGUGCCCCUAAGAACUGUUGUAAACAGCAUAGUGGAGGAACAUUGUAGUGAUGAAGGGAGAGACAGAGCCCUAAUUUCAAGGCUUCAAAUUGCAAAUUCAAAUUUCUUUUAAGUUAUGUUUGAUAUAUACAGCAUUUUUAUAACAACUGAUAGUCACUUGAUUGCAUUCUAAAAAUACUUUUGUGCCUGAGAGAUGCAUAUUACCGCCACAGUAAUUACAGCUGAAGUCUUCCUGGAUGUCUCCAUGAACCAUACACAGCUAAAUGUUGACAUUUAUGUACAUUCCUCUGUUGAAUAACUUAAGCUCAGUCAAAUUGGAUGGAAAGUAUCUGUGAACAUCAAUUUCACAGAUUUGAAAUUGAUGUUCAAUUUCGAAUUGAAAUUUGUAUUGUUCCUUACCUGACUGGAACACCUCUGAAAACUCUGUCAUUGUUUUAACCAUGCUACUUUAAGAUUGGAAGCCCCUCAUUUUAAUUUCUUCUUCUUUGGUUUUGUCUUUAAAUUGCUUCCAUCCCUCAAACCUCCCCUUUUGUCAUGUUGUCCUGCGGGAGAGGUGUGUACCGUUUAUUUUCCAUCUAAAUACAUCCAGUUUAUUUAUAGAUCUAUUAAGUUAAUUUUUGUUAUCACCAUUGUAAUAAAUGGAUCCAUUCUGUAAUGUAAAUAUUUAAGUGAACCUAUGAUCAUUUAAAUAGCAGGAACUAACUUUAGUUUUAUGCACUUUUGUUUUGUGUAGGACUUGGAGCGGGCAGCCUAUAACAUUGUUGUCUUCUGUUUGUUGUUCUCGUCAGAAUAAAU